AUUUCCUCGGCUGCAGUAGACAGCUUCCAGUCACAGAGGUCUCGCCAUUACUUGGCUGCUCGCGUUCUGGAAACCAAUGGGACAAGGAGACAGACACCUUCGCGUGGCUGUUGGGACGUGGCACCCUUGGAGUGUCGUCACGGUGCUCGACAACGGGGCAAUCUCCGCCAAAGGAGUCGCCGUCGACGUAUUCGAGACCAUUCUGCAGAAAAUGAAUUAUUCGCACUCGUAUAUACAGGGAGCAGAAGGUGGAGAAUGGGGCCGUCAGUUGCUAAAUGGAAGUUGGACUGGGAUGAUUAGAAUGACUAUGGAUGGGGCCGUAGACGCUAUACUGGGGCCCGUGGGAGCGACCUGGGCCCGCAACCAGGUCGUGGAUUUUUCGACGACCCUCUACUUCGACUCCAACGGGAUAUUUCUGCCCAAGCCCAUCGCCGAGAAGGAUCUGAGUAACUUCCUGAAGCCUCUGUCUGUCGAGACAUGGAUAGCGCUGGCAGUAGUUCUCGGUAUAAGCAUCAUCGUUGGCCUAAUUUUCAAUCACAUUCUAAGUGAGCCAGUGGAAGACAAUAUGGGACAUCAACAGAAAAGGCUAACUUUCAGACCAGAUUGGAUCAUCUCUAAUCUGUUAGGUGAAGCUACAUUGGUUCUUCCAACAACGGAAACAGGACGGGUAUUGUUGAUGGCUUGGUUGAUUGCUGCUUUCAUUUUAGACUCAGCCUAUUUGUGUGUCUUAACGUCCAUACUAGCUGUGCCUAAGGUGACUAUUCAUGUAGACUCCUUAGAAGAUUUAGUGUCCUAUAAAAAGAUCCCAUGGGCCUUGGAGAGAGGGACAGGUCUUCAUCAAUUGGCUCAGCAAGCUACAACAGGAGUAUAUAAACAAGUAUUUGACGGGAAAAGCGACAUGGUGUAUAGAUGCUAUGAAGCGAAAGAACGAAUUAAGACUGAGCGCAUUGCAGUACUCUGCCAGGUUCUCAGCAUGAGAAAGGCAAUCAAUGAUGAUUUCACAGCCACUGGACAGUGCAAUUACUACAUUGCUAGGAGGCCUAUAUUUUCUGUGUCCCUUGCCUAUGCAUUUCGAAAGAGAAGCAAAGUUAUAAAGGAAUUUGAUAAAUGGUUAACCAUGCUGAUUGAGUCAGGAUUAGUCUUAAAAAGUGUCCAGGAUUCUACAGCCAAUGCUACAAAUUGUAUGACCAGUCUCAAAAGAAGGGAACAAGCCACCCCUAUACUUGGCUUCAUGGAUUUAGCUGGAAUGUUCUUACUUUGGAUUGGAGGACUGCUUGUAAGUAUGCUGGUGAUGGCUGCAGAGAUUAUAAUUUUCCGCUUCAAACUUUUUGGCAGCAAGUAGCUCUUCAAUUAUUGUAGUUCAUGAUUUGUGUAUUAGCAAAUUCUAACUAAGAUUGCAUAAUUUUAAAAAAUCCUGCAAACAACUCACAAAAUGUGAAUUUCUGUACGUACUAUUAUAAGCGGAAUAAAAAAAUACACUUAUAUAAAUACAGCUACACAUGCAUAUACUCACCGUCAACUGUAUACAGUCAAACCUCAGUUUUCAUACAAAUCGGUUUUCGUCGACAAAUUUGUCAAAAUUUUGUCCCAGUUUUCUUCCAUCCGCUUUGUUAUCAUACAGUUAAAAAUGCUCCAUCCCAAACUCGUGCCUCACGAAGCAUUCCAAGCAUUCGUGACCCAGCCUGCCUUUGUUUCCCGUUGAGUGAGCAUCACCCUGUGCGUUCAUCCGAAACAUUUCGUAAUAAUCUAUAGUUUUUUUUGCAUUUUGAUUGAGUGUGACUGCUAAAUAAGCCACCAUAGGGCUAAACAAAGUUCUGGGUGCCAGCCCUUCGAUAAAGACAAGAAACACAAUUGAAUUCAGGAAAGAACUCGUAGCAAGACCUUCUUCAACUAGAACAGCAAUAGACAGCAGAUGAGGAAUCAGGAGGAGAAGAAGGAGGAAGAGAGAGGGGAUAAUGUGCCUUCUUCAGUGAUUAAGGACAUGAGUGCAAAGUGGUGUGAGUAGUAAAGUUUUCUGCAGAAAUAUUGCUCUAACGAAGAUAUUUCAAGAUGUCUCUGCAACAUCUUCAAUGUUAAUGUCUUGUCCCAAGACAUUACCAAGCUGGUCCUAGUGCCAGUAAAAAACAAAGAAGGGAAGUAGCCCCAGACAGGGCUUUGAUACCUGAAGUCCUUAAGGAGGGGGAUUCCCCUUCCAAAAUAUAACCUCUCCUUCCUCUCCCCUCCUCGCCGUCUUCCAUGCGUCAACAGGAGUCUUCAAUGAAGGUAAAAGUGAGGUUAAAUGUUCAUUUAGUCAUUUCAUUAGUAAUUUAUAUUUAUUUUUCAUUGUUUUCUGUACGUAAAACUACCGUUAUUCUCAACAUUAUGUAUUUUUCGUUAAUAAUUUUGGGUAUCUGAAAUGGAGUAAUGGGAUUUAAAUGAUUUCUUAUGGGAAUUACUGCUUCAAUUUUUGUACGAUUCAGUUUGCAUCAGACUUUCUGGAACCGAGGCUCCACUGUAUACAAGUAUAUUUGUCUAACUCAAACCUCAUCAGCUUGCAUCUGAUAAUUCACAUGGUCAGCAGCUUCCAAAAAAACCUCACCUAGCCAGGUAUUUCUCUGGGUAACACCUCUGGUGUUAAUAACAGUAUGUAGUUAAAUAAUUCUUUGAGUGUUCAUAAAAUAAGAAACAUCUUGUGUUUGCUUUCCAAAUCAGUUUUUCUUCUUUGAAAUUUCAUUAUUAAUGGUUAGUCCAUAAGUCUUUAAAAUUCCUGAAAACAUUAAGGUAUAUUUCCCUUUGACAAUUGGAAUUGCACGAAGUGCCUCAUUACGUACUACUGUGCCUUUUAUUUGUAAAUGCACCUAAUAUAUUCCUUGAAUAAAACGUUUUGGACCAUAGUCUCACUCUUUUCCUUAGAUCUUGCAGAUAGGUUCUUUAUCACUGAUUCAGUUUAAACAUUCAGUGAUAUUCAAGCUCUAUUGCUGUACAGGGUUCUGGUCCAACUCUCAACUCUUGUUAUUAUAAAAUCAUCUGAUUUUCUACACUUUCACUCAGAAGAGGGCCUUCCUCAGUGCUCUAGUUUAAAUUUUCUUAUACAAGGAAGCUUACCCUCCUAAACUGGUGCUAAAACAGAUAAGAACCUACGUUACUGGAUUAAACAAAUACUGCAUACUGUUAAAACGAGAUCUAUUUCAGUACGAAUACACCAACAUAAAUAAAAACACCAUCAUUACCAACAAAGGUACUAGCGAGAAGGGUGCGGGGCCCGAUGAGGGUUCGUUUGGGUGUGCAAGCCUCGGCAAUGUAAACAACCAGUAAAUACAUUUAAUUCUAAAAUCUCACACUCGUGUGUACAUAUAUAAUAUUUGCUGAUCAAAUGCUGCAACUAGAUUUUUAAAGUGCAGUAUUAAUCAGACCCAUAAGGGAGAACAAUGAUACCCAGAUAUACUAGGUACCGGGAUAGCACCAUAAACCCAGGGUCAACAUCAGUUCCACAGACCUGGAACUCUCACUACCAACCUUGUGGUAACUGACAGCUCCAGUUGUGAACUACAGCUAAGAGCAAAGCAAUGUAACUCGAUCCUUUAUACUCUUGCCUAGCAUGAUGACUGACCUAAUAGCUUCAGCCAUUACAUAUAGUAAAUGGAAGAACUAACAGGUUCAUGAGGAAAAACUAUGAAUAAACAUUGAAAUGCAACCUUAAGAAUUAGACACAGCAGAACAUUAUCAAAGGUUGACUGAUAAUACAUGUACUACAGUGCAUGCAAAAAAUUUACUGCUUAUGAUUUGAACAUCUAAUUUCAGGCAGCUGAUCAGCCAAAGCUGUAUCAAAAGAGAAAAGGCAAUCAAGCUAUUGCCUCUAAAAGUGGAAGAUAGGAAUGGACACAGGUAUGGACAUUCAAUGGGCAAAACUGAUUCACGCGAUUCAGAAAAUAUAGUCAAGGGAAGUGGAAAUCGGUCAGUAAGACAUUGCAAGUACAGAAAUGGUAACCAGUCUUAGUUUGCUGAAAAAUUAGUCCCCAUAGGUACCCAGCCUAUAAAUUCAUACAUACAAAUUUUACAUUAAACUGUAUAUUUUAUUUCAUAUACUGGUAAACAGUGUAUUCAUGUAAAAUUUAUAAUUCUGUUGCUGAAUAUAGGUAAGUGUGUAUACCAAUUUUUAAUCUACUCUCAUGAAAAGAUGUUAUACACAA
This is a messenger RNA of Macrobrachium nipponense, 4169 nucleotides long. Its product is annotated as probable glutamate receptor. NCBI's taxonomy places the organism in Eukaryota, Metazoa, Arthropoda, Malacostraca, Decapoda, Palaemonidae. The record is from RefSeq and is a predicted model, not a curated record. The transcript is spliced from 10 exons. Gene Ontology annotation, molecular function: ligand-gated monoatomic ion channel activity. Gene Ontology annotation, cellular component: membrane. Bases 77 to 1342 code for a protein of 421 amino acids.